AAUUAAAGAGGAAAGAGAAAGGAUGACUCGGAUCAGUUUGAUUGGUUGUUGUCACAUCCGAUAAUUUGGGAGCCUUCUCGCAAACAUGCCCUUAGAGAGGUUCAAUAACUCGCCGUAUCGGAUCUUCUCGGAGAAGAUCCGAUAUGGCCGCCUGCUUAAGCUUCACGGCGACCCGCGACCGCUGCAACCAUCUCUACUUCUCCGUCGCUGGCCUCCGCUCCAUCACCGUCAAUCUCUCCGGUGAUACCAUCGUCCGUUGCUGGGUUCCUAGCCGCCCGUCACCGGCCAAGCCCAAGCUCCUUUUAAUCCAUGGCUUCGGUGCCAACGCUACCUGGCAAUGGACUCCCCACAUCCGGCCCCUCCUCCGCGCCGGCUUCGACCUCUACGUCCCAGACCUGCUCUUCUUCGGCGGCUCGUUCACCUCCCUCCCCGCCCGUUCGGACUCCUUCCAGGCCGAGACUCUCAUGUCCUUCAUGGAAUCCAUUGGAGUGGAGCGCUUCGGCCUGGUGGGGGUCAGUUAUGGUGGCUUCGUUGGGUACUGGAUGGCAGCCAUGUACCCGGAGGCAGUUGAAAGAUUGGUGCUUUGCUGUGCCGGUGUGUGCCUUGAGGAGAGAGACCUGGAGGACGGGCUUUUUGUGGUAAGGGAUGUGAACGAGGCUGCCAGCAUCCUCCUCCCCCAGACACCUGAUCGUCUCCGGAGGCUUGUUAGUUUAUCCUUUGUUAAGCCUCCCCCGGCCAUUCCAUCCUUGUUCCUCGCUGAUUACAUUCAUGUGAUGUGCACUGAUUAUUUACAAGAGAAAACAGAACUGAUUCAUGAAUUAAUCAAGCACAGGAGACUUUCAGAUCUUCCUAAGAUUAACCAGCCUACCUUGAUAGUUUGGGGAGAACAAGAUCAGAUAUUUCCGCUAGAACUUGGGUACCGAUUAAAGAGGCACCUAGAUGAAAAUUCUCAGCUUGUGAUCAUCAAGGAGGCAGGGCAUGCUGUCAAUCUUGAGAAGGCUAGAGAGUUCUACAAGCAUAUUAUUGCAUUCAUGCUUGAUUCUUCUUCAAAAUCCAAAAGCAAGUCAAAGGCGACAAUGUGGCACCGCAUUUCAUCAAGCUUUCGCAGUCUUAGCAUGAAAAACUUUGCUCCUAAUUAUCCGUUGUUGUCCGGAGAGAAGACAACGAAGGAUGACUCUGUGAACCCAUUUUCAUCAUAGAUAACUUUACAUCGAAAUCUAUUCUUACAGAGAUUGUGAUUCUGAAAUUUGUUUUCUUGUACAGUGCUGUAAUAUUCAUACAAACUAUUGCAAUUAACACAAUAAAGCAAUCCUUGCUUUUAUUCUUCA
This is a messenger RNA of Dioscorea cayenensis subsp. rotundata (Guinea yam), 1328 nucleotides long. Its product is annotated as monoacylglycerol lipase ABHD6. Bases 144 to 1199 code for a protein of 351 amino acids. The transcript is spliced from 5 exons. The record is from RefSeq and is a predicted model, not a curated record. NCBI's taxonomy places the organism in Eukaryota, Viridiplantae, Streptophyta, Magnoliopsida, Dioscoreales, Dioscoreaceae. Gene Ontology annotation, molecular function: catalytic activity.